AUGCGCCUGAACCACGGCACACCCGAAAGCAAUGAAAAGAAUCCAAAGCGUCACCUCUCCGGACCACCUGCUGAGCCACGAGCCUCCACUGAGACGGUUUCACUCACUCCCUCAAAGACCACCAAUCUCAACGAUGAUAUGGCAAACGUCAACAGAGCGACAUCUUCAUACUCUCCUUCUGUGGGAAGGACGACUCGCAGGAAGCUCGCCAUGCAAACUGAGAGCAUUCCCAGCAAACAGUUCGAAAACACACCGCCUUCCUUGCACGGUAGCGUGAAUCCAGCCGUCCGACCCAGUCUCGUGGUCAAACUCAAGAUCCGGAAGCCAUCUGGGACCAUGAACGUGGAAACGCGUAGGAAGCACAAAUCACCGAGCAGCGAUGCGAUAACCAAGGAUGACACUGCUAUGAAGGAAGGUGCGGUUAGUCAGGGAACCAGCUACGUCAGGACCCAUGAGCUGAGAAGGGAAACAAGAAGUACGACACUUGUGACCAGGCGACGGCAAGGCGAUUUAGCAGCAGACGGAGCGCACAACGAUACCCCGGAAUCUCCGCAACCAAGGAGAAACUCUGCAGCGCGCCUGCGACGAGGAGCCAUCGCCUACCCUGUCAAGCUCUCGGAAGCUCGUCUACGCACACCUACAUCAGAAUCCGGGGACGACAUGUUCUCUGACCCGCCUGUCACUCUCAGUAAACCCUGACCGUUGUUGCCAGACACCAAGAUACCAGUUUUGAAGCCUCCGACACCACUACAAGUAACCUCCGCUUCAACCUUUGCCCCUUAUCCUCCAAUGUCACCUCGUUCCGUGUCUCCUUUCACACGCGGAGCUCAAAUCGCACUCGAAAACCUCUUGUCAGACCACCAGUCUGAUCCUCUUGCCAGUUUGAUCGAUUUGGUGGAGGAACUGGACGAUACAAGGCCGAUCGUAAACGAUUGGGAGCAUGUUACUGUGAUGAAAGGGGGUAGUUGGAUCUAUCAAGUGAUGCGCGAUGUUUGGGAGGAGGCUGCAAGUGAAACAGAUGAUGAGGAUGACGAGAUGAAGGAUGAGGAUAUCGAUAUUGAAGAUAUCUUGGUGAAGGUUGCGAAAUGGGUUGAGAGAGAGAUGGAGAGGUUGCGUG
This is a messenger RNA of Alternaria alternata, 1117 nucleotides long. RefSeq lists its product as hypothetical. The transcript is spliced from 2 exons. The record is from RefSeq and is a predicted model, not a curated record. The coding region runs from base 1 to 699 and encodes 232 amino acids. Lineage: Eukaryota; Fungi; Ascomycota; Dothideomycetes; Pleosporales; Pleosporaceae.